AUGAAUAAAGAUGUGAAUGAAACAAUUAGAAAGAGAGAACAAAAAGCCAAAACCUUAGAAAAGAGAGAAAACACAACAAUCUUUACUAAUACUAAUGAUAAAGAAGUAAGGGUUGAGCUAGACAAUUCGGUUUGGAAGGAACCCGAUAGCUAUUGCUAAUAUUCUAUUACCCAAUAAUCAAGAGGAGUUUAGUGGGAAGUUGAGAACCCAUAGACUCCACUUGUAGAUUCUAGAGCUGAAAAGGGUCGCUUGUUGAAGGUGUGUAGAUUCUAGAGUUACCAUUUUCUUGAUUCUUUCAGCUGCAAAUGUGCAAAAAAUAGUCUUGGGUAGACGGCUAUACAGACAUAGGUAAUUAGUGGGUUUGUUUUCAAAUUUGGCAUGGAUCGAUACGCCUAGAGAUUUUAUCUUGAGGGUUUGAUCAAGAUUGAAUUUUCAGCUGAAUCUGAAGUGGGGUUUAUUUUGUGCUGAAAACCUGAAGUGGGGUUUGUUCAAAAAUUGAAUUUUGUGCAUAAUUUGAGGGAAUGGAUGAGACAACAACUUCAGGUGAAGGUGCAACAGCCCCAACAGAGGAGUUGCUAAAGAAAAUCCAAGAAUUAGAGGCAGGGCAUGCUCAGCUGAAAAAGGAGAUGUCUAAGCUUAUGGUUUCAAAUGAUGGUAGAAGAUCAGAGAGGCAAAGGUCUCAUUCUAUUUCCCCUCAACGGCCCCCUCGCCUUAGGGGUUCUGCUGCUGGUUUUGAUGCAUUGGGGAAGAGGGGCUCCACUUCUUUCCGGCAUUCGUCACCUUUGCAAAGAGAGAGUAAUAGUAAAAGUGAGCCUUGUGGUGGAGGUGCAGGUCCAGCUGCAGUCAAGUUUACUGAUAGACAGUACUUGAGCAUAUUGCAAUCAAUGGGACAAGCAAUCCAUAUAUUUGAUCUCAAUUUUCGUGUUAUUUGCUGGAAUCGAAGUGCUGAACAACUAUAUGGUUAUUCAGCUGCCGAAGCUCUUGGGCGGAAUCUCCUUGAGCUAAUAGCAGAUCCUAAGGAUCAUGCUGUGGCAAAAAUCAUUUUAUACCGAGUGGCAAAGGGUGAGAAUUGGACUGGACAAUUUCCUGUGAGGAAUAAGCGAGGGAACAGAUUUUUAAUCGUAGCAACAGACACCCCUCUUUAUGAUGAUGAUGGUACAUUUAUUGGUAUUAUUUGUGUAUCAAGUGACGUGAGGCCAUUUCAAGAAACAUCUACAGAGGUGAAGCUUAUCAAAGCUGAUAAAAGUUCUGGUGGGCCUAGAAGCAUUGCUUCUGCGAGACUUGGACUUAAUCCACAGCAACCUCUGCAAGUUGCCAUUGCCUCCAAAAUAUCGAGUUUGGCUUCAAAGGUGAGCAACAAGGUUAAGUCAAAAAUGAAAACCGGAGAGGGCAGCGUUCUUGGGGAAGGUGGAAGUGGAUGUGGUCACCAUUCUGAUCAUGCUUUUUCUGACGCUGCUCUAUCAGAUCAAAGGGAAGAUGCAAAUCCAAGUGGAGCGAGUACGCCCAGGGGAGAUGUUCAUGUUUCUCCAUUUGAGGUAUUCUCCAAUGUUGAGCACUCUCCAGAAACACCCUCAAGAAACUCGAGGGAUGAGAGUGAGGCAAAACCUGGGAUUUCUAAGAUUAUAACUUCAAAGGCAGAGGCAUGGAUGGUUAAGAAGAACUUAUCAUGGCCAUGGAAAGGCAAUGAGCGGGAAGUGUUAGAGGCAAAGACUACGCGUUCUGUUUGGCCCUGGCUAAACAACGACCAAGAUAAUGAGUGGAAUCAUUGUAAGAGUUGUAAUGCAGUAUCAACAUCAGACGAUCAAGUUAUUGAAAGUAACCGUACAACGACCAAUGAGGCUUGGGGAUCCUGGUCAUCGUCAUUUAAUGUUAAUAGCACAAGCAGUGCUAGUAGUAGCGAUAGCACCAGUAGUACAGCUGGUAAUAAAGUGGAUACUGAUACUGACUGCUUGGAUUAUGAAAUCUUGUGGGAGGACUUGACAAUUGGAGAACACAUUGGACAGGGUUCUUGUGGAACUGUUUAUCAUGGGCUGUGGUUCGGAUCAGAUGUUGCGGUUAAAGUAUUUUCGAAGCAAGAAUAUUCUGAUGAAGUCAUAUAUUCCUUUAGACAGGAGGUGUCACUGAUGAAACGUCUCCGACAUCCAAAUAUUCUUCUUUUCAUGGGUGCGGUAACUUCAUCUCAACACCUCUGCAUUGUCACAGAGUUCCUGCCACGAGGAAGUUUGUUUAGGUUACUACAGAGGAAUGCAUCCAAACUAGAAUGGAGACGGCGUAUUCACAUGGCUUUAGAUAUAGCUCGUGGCAUGAACUAUCUUCAUCAUUUCAGCCCACCUAUAAUUCAUCGGGAUCUGAAGUCUUCGAAUCUUCUUGUGGACAAGAAUUGGACCGUUAAGGUUGGGGACUUUGGUCUGUCACGUCUUAAGCACGAGACAUAUCUAACAACAAAGAGUGGGAAAGGAACGGUAUUCAACUUGAACUGAGGACCUCAUUUUCUUA
Nicotiana tabacum (common tobacco) is the source of this 2496-nucleotide messenger RNA. The record is from RefSeq and is a predicted model, not a curated record. NCBI's taxonomy places the organism in Eukaryota, Viridiplantae, Streptophyta, Magnoliopsida, Solanales, Solanaceae.